GCGGACGCGCGGCACGCCGGUCUUGGCUACAGGCGCGGCGUUUGAAGAAAAACUGUCACUGAAGAGUCAUGGUGGGGCCCGGGCCUACCGCCGCUGCCGCUGUCGAAGAGCGGCAGAGAAAGCUUCAGGAGUACCUUGCAGCCAAGGGAAAACUGAAGAGCCAAAACACCAAGCCUUAUCUAAAAUCCAAGAAUAAUUGCCAGAAUCCACCACCUUCUAAAUCUACUAUUAGACCCAAAAAUGAUGUUACCAACCAUGUUGUUUUGCCUGUCAAACCUAAAAGGUCCAUCAGCAUUAAACUCCAGCCCAGACCACCUAAUACUGCAGGGUCCCAGAAGCCGAAGUUGGAGCCACCAAAACUUCUGGGCAAAAGGCUGACUUCAGAAUGUGUUUCUUCUAACCCAUACUCUAAGCCUUCUAGCAAGAGUUUUCAACAGUGUGAAGCUGGAUCAUCCACAACAGGAGAACUGUCAAGAAAACCUGUGGGGUCACUUAAUAUAGAGCAAUUGAAAACUACAAAGCAGCAGUUAACAGAUCAAGGAAAUGCUAAAUGUAUAGACUCUAUGAAUAAUAUCCAUGUUGAAAACAAAUCUUUGGAUAACUUUCUAAAAGAAACAAACAAAGAGAACUUGCUCGAUAUCUUAACAGAACCUGAGAGGAAGCCAGAUCCUAAAUUAUAUACCAGAAGUAAGCCAAAGACUGACUCUUACAAUCAAACCAAGAACAGUUUAGUUCCUAAACAAGCCUUGGGCAAAAGUUCAGUUAAUAGUGCUGUUCUGAAAGAUAGGGUUAAUAAACAAUUUGUUGGAGAAACACAAAGGAGGACUUUCCCAGUAAAAUCACAGCAACUCUCUAGAGGAGCAGAUCUUGCAAGACCAGGAGUAAAACCCUCAAGGACGGUUCCCUCUCACUUUAUUCAGACCCUUAGUAAAGUUCAGUCAUCAAAGAAACCAGUGGUCAAGAACAUCAAAGAUAUAAAGGUUAAUAGGGGUCAAUAUGAAAGACCAAAUGAAACUAAGAUACGGUCAUACCCUGUUACUGAACAGAGAGUGAAGCACACCAAACCCAGAACAUACCCCAGUUUGCUUCAGGGUGAAUAUAACAACAGACAUCCAAACAUCAAGCAAGAUCAGAAGUCCAACCAACUUUGUAUACCUCAGACAUCAUGUGUACUGCAAAAAUCAAAAGCCGUAAGCCAGAGGCCUAAUUUGACAGAUGGCAGAUUUAAUUCAGCCGUUCCAAGCACCCCUGGCAUAAGACCAAAUGGAACCAGUGGUAAUAAACAUAACAAUAAUGGCUUUCAGCAAAAAGCACAGACUUUGGACUCCAAGUUGAAAAAGGCUGUUCCCCAGAACCGUUUUCUGAACAAGACAGCUCCCAAAACUCAAGCUGAUGUCACAACCGUAAAUGGGACCCAAACAAACCCAAAUAUUAAAAAGAAGGCACCAGCAGAGGAUCGAAGGAAACAACUAGAAGAAUGGCAGAAAUCUAAGGGAAAAACCUAUAAACGGCCCCCUAUGGAACUUAAAACAAAAAGAAAAGUAAUAAAGGAAAUGAAUAUUUCAUUCUGGAAGAGCAUUGAAAAAGAAGAGGAAGAAAAGAAAGCACAACUCGAACUGUCCAGUAAAAUUAACAACACUCUGACAGAGUGUCUGAACCUCAUCGAAGGGGGUGUACCUUCUAAUGAAAUACUUAACAUAUUGUCCAGCAUUCCUGAAGCUGAAAAAUUUGCUAAAUUCUGGAUCUGCAAAGCAAAGUUGUUGGCAAGUAAAGGCACCUUUGAUGUUAUUGGGCUAUAUGAAGAGGCCAUUAAAAAUGGGGCAACACCAAUACAAGAGUUGCGGAAAGUUGUUCUUAAUAUCUUGCAAGACUCAAACAGAACCACAGAAGGGAUUACUUCUGACUCUUUAGUUGCUGAAACUAGUAUAACAUCAGUGGAAGAGCUGGCCAAGAAGAUGGAAUCUGUGAAGUCUUGUCUUUCUCCAAAAGAGAGGGAACAAGUCACGGCGACACCCCGAAUAGCCAAGGCAGAACAGCAUAAUUAUCCUGGUAUCAAAUUACAGAUUGGUCCAAUCCCUAGAAUAAAUGGGAUGCCAGAAGUGCAAGACAUGAAACUUAUCACUCCUGUACGGCGUUCGUCGAGGAUUGAGCGAGCAGUGUCCCGCUACCCAGAAAUGCUGCAGGAACACGAUUUAGUAGUGGCUUCUCUUGAUGAACUGUUAGAAGUGGAAAAAACAAAAUGUUUUAUAUUCCGUAGAAAUGAGGCGCUGCCUGUAACAUUGGGGUUUCAAACCCCUGAAUCAUAAUUUCUUGAUGCUUUUUUUAAAAAAGGUGUUUCAGAACCAACAUAAGACAAGAAAUAUUCUUGUCCAAGUGACCUGGAAAAAAGUGUGUAAUAGAGAGGCAUCAUGGAUGCAGAUUAUGGACGCUCAGGACUUAAGUAAUUCACUGGGCUUACUCUCAAAUUUUAUCUCCCCAUGGGAAAAUCUUUGCUUUAUGUGUUUAAGACUAGUUUGCCAGUUUUACAGUAUACAUAAAUUUCAAACUUUGGAAUAUUUACCCUACAACUGUGAUAAAUAUUUAUACUUUAUUGAUCUACUUUAAUCCCAACAUAGUUUUUUAUAUCAGAAGGUUGGUCCCACAAUAUAAUGGGACUUUUCUUUCUGCAUCCACCUUAGCAGAGGGCAAGUUCUUUCAUCGUGGAAGAUCUGAACUUUGACGCUAGCUUGACAGGCUGAAUGGACCUUGACAGACGGCCAAGUCAAAACCCCUCAUUUUACAGAUGAGUUUAUGCUAGCUGUGCCUUUGCUCAGAGAUCAUAAAUUUAUGUGUGAUCUUUGACUUUCAUCACAGUAUCCUUGUAAAUGAGAGAGAAUUCUUGUUUUUUCUAUGCCAGGUCUCAGAUGAAACAGAAUCCUGAAUUGGUGUGGUCGUCUAGCUUUUAUAUUCAAACCUAGUUUUGCAUUUGUUACUCAGAAACACUUCAAGUAACAAAAGGGGUGCAGGGGAGAGGGCUGGGGAGUGGACACUUGCUUCUUCAGUUCUUUGCUCAGCUAGGGGAUAGCUGGCCUGAGAAGGCAGUGCAAGCCCCAGAGACUGUUGUAGGUUGCUUUUUCUUCCUCCUGGGCAACUAUUUGUGGAAAGGUUUUACCUUAGUCAUUAUGUAAAUAUAAUGUGUAGAAAAACCUAGUCAACACAUUUUAAAUUUUAGCUUUCUUAAUAUUUAAGUAUUAUCUUAAAACAACAUUAAGUUUCUAUUAGUUCCUGCUUGUUUAUCUUGUUUAUUAUAGAAAACCGUGAUAAUGGCUUUGCAUAGAGAAUUAGGAGUUUGUCUAAGGAUAUACCAGUUGGCUGUCCUAAGAAACCUCACAAGGAGCAUUCAUUACCAAGGAGAAUGGACUUUGAUCAAAGGUCUAUCAGCCUCAUCCAGGAACUAGAUUUUUUUUAAGGGAAGCAGAUCUAUUUCUGAAAGUCAGAUUUAUAGUAAAGCUCAAAAAACUGAGCUAUAAACCUGUAAUACCAGCAGACUUUCAAUAAGAGACUCUUACAACUCAAUUGUGGAAAAACUAAGAAUUAAAAAUGGGCAAAGGACCUGAACAGACAUUUCUCCAAAGAAGACAUAAGACAUGGCCAGUAGGUAUAGAUAUGAAAAGGUGUUCAGCAUCAUUAAUCAUAAGAAUAAUGUAAAUUAAAACCACUGUGAGCUAUCACCUCACAUCUAUAAGAAUGGCUAUUAACAAGACGAGAUAAAUGUUGAUGAGAUUGUGGAGAAAAGAGAACCCUAGUACACUGUUUGUGGGCAUGUAGAUUGGGGCAGCCGUUAUGGAAAACAGUUUGGAGGCUCCUAAAGAAAUUAAAAAUAGAACUGUUAUCUGACACUCUUCUGAGUAAGUAUGUACCCAAAGAAGAUGAAAUCACCAGCUGGGCGCAGUGACUCACACCUGUAAUCCCAGCACUUUGGAGUGGGUGAAUCACCUGAGGUCAGGAGUUCAAGACCAGCUUGACCAACAUGGUGAAACCCCGUCUCUACUAAAAAUACAAAAAGUAGGCGGGCAUGGUGACGGGCACCUGUAAUCCCAGCUACUUGGGAGGCUGAGGCAGAAGAAUCACUUGAACUCGGGAGGUGGAGGUUGCAGUGAGCCAAAAUUGCGUCACUGCACUCCAGCCUGGGUUACAGAGCAAGACUCCAUCUCAAAAAAAAAAAAAGAAGAUGAAAUCAUCACCUCAUAAAGAUAUCUGCACUCCCAUGUUUGUGGCAGUGUUAUUCUCAAUAGCCAAGAUGUGGAAACAACCUAAAUGCCCAUCAAUGGACAAAUAAAGAAAAUAUGGCAUAUGCAUGCCGUGGAAUAAUAUUCAUCCUUGGAAAAGAGGGAGUUCUUGCCAUUUGCCACAACAUAGAUGGACCUGGAGAACAUGCUAAGUGAAAUAAGCCAGACCCAAGGAAAAAUACUGCAUGAUCUCACAUGUGGAAUAUUUAAUUUUUUAAGAAAGAGCUCAAGUACACAGAGAAACAGUGCUUACCACAGAUUGGGGAAGAGGAAAUGGGGAGAUGCAGGGCAAGGAUACAAAAUAGCAGAUAAGAUGAACAAGUCUAGAGAUAGGGCUAAAGUUAAUACAAUUGUAUUAGGGAUUUUUGUUAAAUAAGUAGAUUUUAGCUGCUCUUGUCACAAAAAACUGAGAUGAUAAUGUUAAUCUGCUUCACUAUAGCAGCCAUUUUAUUAUCUAUAUGUAUCCCAUAACAUCAUGUUGUAAAUCUUAAAUAUACCUAAUAAAAUAAAAUUGUCACCAAAA
Messenger RNA from Gorilla gorilla gorilla (western lowland gorilla), 4791 nucleotides. It is a transcript of the gene CKAP2L, whose product is annotated as cytoskeleton associated protein 2 like. The transcript is spliced from 9 exons. The record is from RefSeq and is a predicted model, not a curated record. NCBI's taxonomy places the organism in Eukaryota, Metazoa, Chordata, Mammalia, Primates, Hominidae. Bases 69 to 2306 code for a protein of 745 amino acids. Gene Ontology annotation, cellular component: mitotic spindle; centrosome; cytosol.